Neltuma alba is the source of this 3019-nucleotide messenger RNA. Its product is annotated as potassium transporter 4. Lineage: Eukaryota; Viridiplantae; Streptophyta; Magnoliopsida; Fabales; Fabaceae. The coding region runs from base 550 to 2889 and encodes 779 amino acids. Gene Ontology annotation, cellular component: membrane. The transcript has 9 exons. The record is from RefSeq and is a predicted model, not a curated record. Gene Ontology annotation, molecular function: potassium ion transmembrane transporter activity. Gene Ontology annotation, biological process: potassium ion transmembrane transport.
UAUGUUUCCGUUGUUCCUCGAGUUGGUGGUCUUGUUAUUUCUCGUUUACAUUUCAAGGAGAAAAUUGAAAAAUUACAUGUAACAGCUCAGGUUAAGUGCACUGGCGAUCCAGGUCCGAACUCGAUCUCUGACCCGGCUUCUUUUCCAUCCCCUGUUCAACUCCCUGCUAUGCAUGCGUGGCCUGCAUGUGACGCUUCCACAUUUCUAACCACCACGGAAACUAAGUGAACCGUCCUUUUCUGCGUCCACAUUGCAUUCUUCUUAUUCCAAAUUGGUUCUCUACAGGAUGACGCAGAAUGGAGGUAGGGGGACAGGAGAGCGCCAUGGAACAAACGACAUUGCCAAUAGUCGAGAGAGGCGGGUCGUCCAAAAUAGUAUGCUUACGAUCGACUAGGAGAUCAUUUUGUUGCCAUUUAGCGAUUACUGGAGACUCCAUAAUAACAGCGAGAUAUGCGAAUAUAUCGGCUACGUUGACCUUCCUCCAAGGACCUUUCACCCGUACGCACGCACAGAAGGGAAAAAUAGUUCGAUGAAGUUACUUUUGCCCACAUGGAUACCGAAGCUGGAGCUCCGAACCAUCGUAAUCCUCCUCUGUUGUCAUGGGUAAACCUCUCCAGGAAUAUCUUAUUGGCAUAUCAAAGCCUUGGUGUAGUCUAUGGAGAUCUGAGCACAUCACCUCUCUAUGUUUAUACAAACACGAUGGGAGAAAAGUCGCUAAUGCAUCUAGACGAGGAAACUAUCUUCGGUUCUUUUUCAUUGAUUUUCUGGACUCUUACAUUGAUACCCUUGCUUAAGUAUGUUUUCAUCCUAUUGAGCGCUGAUGAUAACAGUGAAGGGGGGACGUUUGCUCUUUACACUCUCCUCUGCAGGCACGGUAAGUUUAAUUUACUUCCCAACCAACAAGCGGCUGAUGAGGAACUGUCAUCCUACAAACAUGGUCCCUCGUCCAAUGCUGUUUUCUCUUCAACACUAAAGAGGAUUCUGGAGAAACAUGGAUGGUCAAGAACGGUCCUACUAGUUGUGGUACUUCUUGGUGUUAGCAUGCUCAUAGGUGAUGGUGUGCUCUCGCCAGCAAUGUCAAUUCUAGCAGCACUCUCAGGAGUAAGAAAGCAAGGAACAGAUUUCUCGGAAGGAGUGCUUGUGUUGCUUGUCUGUAUCAUCUUGAUUGGGCUGUUUGCUCUCCAACAUGUUGGCACCCACAGAGUAGCAUUCAUGUUUGCACCAAUCUUAACGAUUUGGCUUCUGUGCACUUUUGCUGUUGGGCUGUAUAAUAUAAUACGUUGGAAUACAAGAGCUGUUUUUGCAUUAUCCCCUCACUAUAUGUGCAAGUUUUUCAGCAAGAAUGGUAGAAAUGGUUGGCUUUCUCUUGGAGGGAUUCUCCUUUGUAUAACUGGGACUGAAGCUAUGUUUGCAGAUCUUGGUCAUUUCACUGCUAUGUCAAUAAGGCUUGCAUUUACUUGUGCUGUAUACCCUUGUUUGGUUGUACAAUACAUGGGCCAAGCUGCUUUCCUAUCAAAAAACCUCAGUGCUAUCGAUAACAGUUUCUACCACUCAAUACCUGGCCCUGUAUAUUGGCCAGUCUUUGUCAUUGCCACUCUCGCUACCGUUGUUGGGAGUCAAGCCGUUAUAACUGCCACGUUCUCCAUUAUCAAUCAAUGUCAUGCACUUGGUUGCUUUCCCCGGGUCAAAGUUGUACACACCUCAAAAGAUAUAUUUGGGCGGAUCUACAUCCCAGAAAUAAACUGGAUACUGAUGCUCCUCACUCUUGCUGUAACUGUUGGAUUUCGGAACACAAAUUUAAUUGGAAAUGCUUAUGGACUUGCUGUUGUGUUGGUCAUGUUUGUGACGACCUUUUUGAUGGCACUCGUCAUAAUCUUUGUAUGGGAGAAGAGUAUCUUUGUUGCCAUGGCGUUCCUUCUAUUCUUUUGGGCAAUUGAGGGUCUAUACUUAUCAGCCGUACUCGUGAAAGUUCCCCAGGGAGGAUGGGUCCCUCUUGUCUUGGCAUUCUUCUUCAUGACUGUCAUGUGUAUAUGGCAUUACGGUACUCAUAAGAAGUUCAGCUUCGAGACGCAAAACAGAGCUUCAUUGAAAUGGUUACUAGGCUUAGGUCCUAGCCUUGGCAUUGUCCGUGUCCCAGGAAUAGGUCUCAUCUACUCAGGACUAGUAACUGGAAUACCUACCAUAUUUUCCCAUUUUGUGACCAAUCUCCCUGCAUUUCACAAAAUUCUGGUUUUUGUUUGUAUAAAAUCUGUCCCUGUUCCGUAUGUAUCAACUGCAGAACGCUUCCUUGUUGGGAGAGUCUGCCCAAGACCAUAUCGUAUGUAUAGAUGCACGGUUAGAUAUGGGUAUAAGGACAUUCAACGAAAUGACGAAGACUUUGAGAACCUGAUCAUACAGAAUCUAGCACAGUUUAUCCUGAUGGAAGCAAUGGAAGAAGAUGACUCUGACUUUGAGACUUCUCCCCUUGACGGGAGAAUGACGGUUGUGAGUGGUGAAAGGAUGCCAUCCAGUUCAAGCUUAAUAGUGUCUGAACAUGAGGAUAUCUCCGUUUCUACCGGCAGAUCUGCUUCCUCGAGGAGUCUUUGGUCUGUUAAUGAUGAAAACCCACCGCAGAAGAAGAAACGCGUGAGGUAUCAAGUACCGAACAUCCCUGAGAUGGAUCCUCAUGUAAGAGAAGAACUAACAGAUAUUAUUGAAGCAAAGGAAGCUGGGGUUGCAUAUAUAAUGGGGAACACGUACGUGAAGGCAAGGAAAUCAUCUUCAUUCUUGGAAAGGUUUGCGAUUGAUGUUUUAUAUACUUUUCUGCGAAAGAAUUGCAGAGGCCCUGCUGUUUGCCUUAACAUUCCUCACGUUAGUAUGAUUGAAGUUGGGAUGAUAUAUCAUGUCUAAGUCUUGAUGAGAUUUUGCAACUUCAUCGUGACAAAUUAUUGGGUCUACAGAGAUAAUAAUCAUGAGAAAGCAUUUGAGACGGUUACUUAUCUUAGUGAAACUCACCUUAAAAAUGCAUGUUUAUUUGUUA